GUAAUGAUAGUUGCAUGGUGUAGUGUUGGUUCCUACCAGAGAGAUUUAAAUAUGUUUUUUAGAAACAAAAAGAGAGAGACAGAGAAACAGAAUUAUUAAAGGCACACAGUAAAAGACAAAAGGUUUAGUUGUCAAGUAAGAGAAGAGAGAUCUCCAUCCAUUCGUGGAUCUCACUGGCGCCUGAGGCGCGUGUGCGUUUGGGGUUUCUCAAAAAAUAGAAAGAUGAUAGCUUGGAGAGACAGUUAUAUAGGCACCCUUUCCAUGAUCACUUCCUUCCUAAACCCAAACACAAACCCACUCAACACCACUAUAUAUUUUUUCAUUCCACUUCAUUCCCUCAACCACAACAACAUGAGAAACCCUUCAUCAACAUCAACAACCAAGAACAAGAAGACUGGUGGUGGUAGUAAUAGCACUACCACCAGCUACAAUAGCAACAACAAUAACAUUAGCAGCAAUAAUAAUGGUUCCAACACCAACACUCCAUGCUGCAGCAAGGUUGGCUUGAAGAGAGGACCAUGGACACCAGAAGAAGAUGAGGUGUUAGCCAAUUACAUCAAGAAAGAAGGAGAAGGGCGUUGGAGAACGCUCCCCAAGCGUGCUGGCCUUCUCCGGUGCGGCAAAAGCUGCCGUCUCCGCUGGAUGAACUACCUCCGCCCCUCCGUCAAACGCGGCCACAUCGCCCCUGACGAGGAAGAUCUCAUCCUCCGCCUCCACCGCCUCCUUGGCAACCGGUGGUCUUUGAUUGCUGGGAGGAUUCCUGGAAGAACAGAUAAUGAAAUAAAGAACUAUUGGAACACCCAUCUAAGUAAAAAGCUCAUUAGCCAAGGGAUUGAUCCCAGAACUCACAAACCUCUCAACCCACCAUCCAUGAAUAUCAAUAUUCCUUCUUCUUCUACUCCUUCUACUACUUUUACUGUCACUCCACCCUCUAUGCCUCCUCCAAUGAUCAUCACCAGCCACAACCCUUGUCAUGAUCUCACUCUUGUUAAUCAAGGACUUCAUGCGAUUCAUCAUUUGGGUCAACACCUCCAACCUCCCGUUUCAAACCCCUUUGAUAAUAACAACAUUAGCAAUCAAGUGGCUGCUGUCACAGAUGAUGUUUCUGCAAUGGGGUUCAUGGACAGUGAGGAUUGCAACGAUGAUAUCAACAUCAAUUAUUACUCAGAUGAUGUUUUUUCUUCCUUCCUCAACUCCUUGAUCAACGAGGAUGCUUUUGCGUCCCAGCAGCACCACGUGCAAACAGAGCUCCCCAGUGAGCGUUGCAUUCCACUGCCGUGUGAUGAUCGUGUGGAUGAUCCUCUGGUUUCAAUCACAACUGCUUCCACAUCGCAGGGUUACGAUGAUGACCUUGGGGUUCUCUGGGAAUCGCCUCUCGUGCCUUCUACUACUUUCACCCAUCACGUUAACGAUCCCAUCAUCAAGAUGGCUCAUGAUCACCAUCACCACAAUCAAUAGUAUCUACCACUCUUCUUAUCUGUUAACUGCUUCAUCAAAAACCAAGUGUCCGAGAAUACUGCGAUUUUUAUGUAUACAUGUUUUGUUUUGUAUCCUGUGAAAAGAUAUGAAGAGAAGGACAUUAGAGGAGUCAUCAAGAGGGAUCUCACAGUGAAUAAUACCCUUUGAAGCUUUGUGCUUUAAUGGAGCUGAAAGACAACUAAUGAUCCAUAUAACAGAUCUUACAUAGUGAGAUAAGAUUUUAUUGUUGCUGUGUUAUUCAUGGUUCCACAUAUGUGUAGUUGCUUUUGUUGUAUGAUACCUUUAGUCAUGGACUUGUUGA
Messenger RNA from Vigna angularis (adzuki bean), 1780 nucleotides. RefSeq names its product transcription repressor MYB5. NCBI's taxonomy places the organism in Eukaryota, Viridiplantae, Streptophyta, Magnoliopsida, Fabales, Fabaceae. The record is from RefSeq and is a predicted model, not a curated record. The coding region runs from base 223 to 1458 and encodes 411 amino acids. The transcript is spliced from 2 exons.